AUCAAUAGAACAAAAGAACAAAAAAAAGAAGAAGACAGAAGCUGCUCACAACUCAUCAAUGGCUGCUCAAAUCCCCAUAGGGACACGAGGAACUAUCGGAUCACUUGUACGUAAAGAAAUCGACUACUUCAAAAACUUCAACACAUGUCCCCAGUACGAUCCACGGAGAGGUAACUCUGAAGAGAACACAAAGGGCUGUGAACGAAGAGAUAGCUCAUCACGGCUGAGUUCUUGGUUCUCUAGAACAAAGUGGAGUAAGAAGAAGAAGCGGCAGAGUUGCGGUGGCGGUGGUAGGUUUUUGCCAAGUAUGUGCUCGGCGGUGGAGGUUUCCGGUGAGAAUCAGGUUCCUGGUUUCAACUAUAGGAUCUUGAAGAAUGAUGAGAAGGUCUUGCGUGCGUAAAGGGUUGUUUAUGUUGAUGAUUACGGUAAAAAAAAUCAACGUAGAUCUACAUAAACUUUUUUUUCUUUUUAAUUAUGUGUUAGUUUGGUUACAUUUUAUAAUGUCAAUGAGCAUAUUCUGCUUUUCUUUUACCAGUGUAAAUUAAAAAUCAAUAUUUAUAUGUAUGAUGACUCACAUAUGCAUGCUCAAGGAUUUUCUUUUUGUUUGGUGGUAUGAUGACCUAUGAUUAUGACGUAUGCUAAACACUAA
This is a messenger RNA of Eruca vesicaria subsp. sativa (arugula), 649 nucleotides long. Lineage: Eukaryota; Viridiplantae; Streptophyta; Magnoliopsida; Brassicales; Brassicaceae. The record is from the annotation of a GenBank genome assembly.